Cladocopium goreaui is the source of this 663-nucleotide messenger RNA. Lineage: Eukaryota; Dinophyceae; Suessiales; Symbiodiniaceae. The record is from the annotation of a GenBank genome assembly.
AUGCCUAACGAGUCGUAUCGACAGAGAAUGAAACAAGCAGAUGCCGAGGCAGCCCUGGAAGUCAUCAAAAAUUCCAAGCCUUCCUUCGACGUGAAGAUCUGCUGCAACGUGUUGCUGCGUCGCCUGGGUGAAGAGGGGGCUGCACCUCCUCCCGGGGCUGCCGGGCUCGGGCCGCCACCAGGGUCCAUGGCACCGUCCUCCAUGGGACCUCCUGGGAUGUGCAUGGGCGGCGCCCCCUUGGGUGGUGCACCAAGCAUGGCACACAUGGGGAUGCAGCAGAUGCAGCAGCCGAUGCAGCAAACGCCCAUGGGCAACUGGAAGGGCGGCCCCGGGCCUGGACCUGGUGGCCCACCUCCAGCUACCAUGGGGCCGGGCAUGGGACCAGGACCAGGUAUGGGACCAGGCAUGGGACCCGGCAUGGGACCAGGCAUGGGACCCGGACCAGGCAUGGGACCCGGACCAGGCAUGGGACCUGGACCAGGCAUGGGACCCGGACCCGGCAUGGGACCCGGCAUGGGACCAGGCAUGGGACCCGGACCAGGCAUGGGACCCGGACCAGGCAUGGGACCCGGCAUGGGACCAGGCAUGGGGCCAGGUGGCUUUGGGCCCAAGGGCAAAGGCAAGCCUGGAGGAAUGCCAGGCUUCAAGGGGAAGGGCAAGUAG